Branchiostoma belcheri (Belcher's lancelet) is the source of this 3548-nucleotide messenger RNA. RefSeq lists its product as uncharacterized. The transcript is spliced from 28 exons. NCBI's taxonomy places the organism in Eukaryota, Metazoa, Chordata, Leptocardii, Amphioxiformes, Branchiostomatidae. The record is from RefSeq and is a predicted model, not a curated record. Bases 88 to 3285 code for a protein of 1065 amino acids.
UCGGGGUCACGAUGCCAGGGCGACCAAGAAAAUCGGAAGAAAAAGUUCCCGUGCUUGGGUGACCGAGUCUAGACAGUUGAGAACGUCAUGGCGUCUUUGGUGAGACCGCGGUCAGUACGGAGCGGAGCACCACUACGGGACAAACUCGCUGUGGCUCAUCGUACAGACAUUCUUAUCAAAGAACAGGUCCAGGUGAUUCAAGACCUUCAGGACAGCCUGGCAAAGUCGCUACAUGAGCUGAAGAAUUCCCGCUCCAUCACAGAAGUGGACUUCCACAACACUCAGGUGCACAUUCUCAGGGCCAAGUCUGAGGAGAUGGUGCUCAAGCUUCAGGUUGCCUCGAAGAUCAAUGAUGAGCUGCUGUUUGCAAGAGAAAUACUGAAAAAAGCUAUCAGGGAGGACAAGGAGGUACAGCAUGCCAGAGACAGAGUGGAGUGGCUUGAAGGCCGAAUUGAAGGCCUGUUGGACAGAAACAGACUCUCCCACUCACUGUCAUCUGACAGUAUCCCCUCCCUCUCACACAGAGAGGUCCAGGUGGUGCCACACCUCCAGCCAAGUCUGCAGCACAGUUUGGAAAAACUCGACCAAGGCGACGUCAUUUCCCACGACAUGGAGAGAGCAUCCUUAGACGACAAGUUCGACUCACCAACUCCCGUAGAAAAACUUCCAGACGAGGUUUACAGCAAAGUAACUGAGAAGAAACAGAAGAAAACCAAGAGGAGGCAGAGUCGGCGCACAGCGUCCGCGGAGGGUUCCACCGUUUCCAGCGAUAGACCGUACAGCGAUAUUCGGGAGGAGAACGAGAGAGUCUUACAGGGGAGACUGGACAGCGAGGACGAUAUGUCGCCGUUGCCGCCACUGCAUAUCAGAAAGCAAGUAAGAGAGCUGACACUGGCCACUGAAGCAACAGUGUAUCCUCCCAGCUCCAUGUACAGUAGUGAUGGGGAGCGCUCCGAGGAGAUGAGUUCGACAGAGUCAGGGGAGGAGUCUGAAGACAUGAGCUCCACGGAGGAGGAGGAGGAGGAAGAGGAGAGGGUGAUGGAGAACGGGUCAGGAGAAGAUGAUUCAGGAGAGCUGGACUCUUCAGGAGAUCCAACAGAAUCAAAAGGCACAGAAAGCAGACAGUCAGAAGACCAGACCACCGAGACAACAGAAAACUCCUCAUCCGAUCAUCAAGUACAGAAGAAGGUUGCUUUACAGGACAUCAAAACAGAAACUCCAGGCAAGCUUGGUGCUGAGGACAGUGGGGUGUUCCUGACAGAAACAGAAGAGCUGCCUGGUGGUACGUCUGACUACUGGAGCUCCAAGCAUCACCGCUAUGAGUGGAACGACUAUGCUACUGCCCUGCUGGAGGAGAACCCACUGUCCUACCACCAGCUGGGCUUGGCUGUGCACUCCAGCUAUGUGGAACCAUAUGUUCCUGGCAGCCCAGAGUUGCCAUGGCGACCAAGAAGAAAAGGAAGUGACAUCAUCGACCCACAUAGGAAAGCGCUUGACAAGUUGUCGCGUAGCCUCCGCGGGAUGUACGAGAAGGUGGAGCAGGCUGCGGAGAGCUCGGUACAGGUGGACCCGCGCUGGUCAACCAAGGACUGGAACGAUACUGUGGCCGUGUCAUCACUGGCUCUGGGAAGUCAGGCUGCCACAACUCUAACUACACCUGGGAGUCCUCCUGGCAAGAUGAAGAUGCCCUCGAUCUCCCGGGUGACCGGUCUGGCCCCGCCCCCCAGCGCUGAGUCGGUGACGUUCCCGCCUGUCGACACGCAGCGUCUGGGCACCAGCCAAUCAGGACGCAUCACCUACUACCCCAAACCCGUCCCUCCGCCCAAGAAAAAACCCAUCACAAGAACUGACCGCAGCGUGGAGUUUCCUCGCAAGGCGGACAUCUGGAACGAGACGGAGCCGCAGGCCGCGGAGGAACAGCCGCGUAUCGUGAACCAGGGCAGCAUGAGGAGUGAGACCCAGCUGGUCCUGUACAAACCUCGCAGGAAACGCCCCAGGGGAUCCGCACAGUCCAUGAGUGAGAUCAUGGGAGUCACACAGAAAGCCAAGAAAAGGGUUGCAUUGAGGGACCCUAUGACUCUGGCACGGACUGUCAUGAACAUGGACCUCCUCCCCAAAGGCUACACAGAUGCCUUGAAACUAGGUAGAACAGACGCCCUUCCUUUGUCCAGUGGCAGGUCCGCUGCAGCGUCACUGGACUCCAUGAAGGCAGACAGGAUACAGGCUCUCAUCAAUGAUGCCAUGACAUCCACCAGACCAGAGGAUCGCAGACAAGCAGCAAAGGGUUUAGGAGUACUAGGAUUGGACCAGGGGAAUGUCAUAACAGCACUGAGAGACAUGGUGGCAAACGAUGAAAACUCCAAAGUGAAGUAUGAAGCAGCCAAAUCCCUGCUGACUUUGGGACUAUGGGAUGAGCCAACCAUAGACCUGCUUGUUCAGCACAUUAAGGAAGGAGAUGACAACACCAGAACAGACCUGCUCCAAACCAUGGCUUCUGCAAAAAACAUCCACUUCAUUGACAAGAGUACAAAAUCCUUCAGAAGUCUCCACAAAGCCCUGCACACCUUGUGUUCUCCUAAGAACCCAAGUGAAGCUACAGGGUUUGAUGCCGCUGUGUGCCUGGGGUACAUGUGUGUGUCUGAUGACAGGGCCACGGAGAGACUACUGUCAGCUUUAUCUGUCAAGGAUCCUCACAAGAAAGCAAAGGCUCUUGAGGUGGUUGUGCGACAGAUGAACUCCAGAGAGCCCCAGGUCAGGGAGGCCAUCUUACAACAACUCAAGGCAUCUCCUGUUUGGAAGUAUCGAGCUGCAGCUGCAAAGUUAAUCACCUAUCUAGGCCCCACCUUCCUGACAGGAGAGGAGGAUAUUGAACAUGUGUUCCAGAUUCUGGACAGACGACUGUGGGACGACCCAAAACGGGAGGUUCGAGCAACAGUUGCCCUCGCUGUGGAGGCCUUGAACAUGAAGACCAGAGCAUAUGAACUGGCUGAAAGGAGACUAGAAGACUCCAGUGAGGAUGUGAGAGCUCAGGCUGUUAUCACACUGGGCACCCUGGGAGUGCGGAAGGAGCGUACGUUACGACUGCUGCUGGAGAUGUUAGAGCUGGACUCCAGCGAGUACGUCAGACUUCAGGUGGUGCGUACGUUCUGUAACCUGGGGAUCGUGGACAUCCGCGCCAUCAGGAGUCUGCGGGAACGGGAGAGAGGAGAGGGACCGCUGGCCAGGGAAGCAGGAAAGGCUGUGAGAUUCUUGACUGAACUCACCAACUCCAAGUCACCGGUUUGAGGAUCCAAGAAGUGGGGUGUGGUAGUUUGAACAGAAAAUAAUUGAAGUUACAUGAGGGAAAAACUAUUUCCAUGCAACACAUGAAAAUGUAACUGUGACAGUAGUACAUAUUUUUAACCAAACUGUUUGCUGAGGCUGUAAGAAAGAUGCAGUUGAAUUUGAACUUCAGGAUAGCUUUAUUAAAGGCAUCCAGUGCAGUUUUUAGGACUCGGAAACCCAAUUUUUCAAAGCCAAUAUUCUAGUCAUUUAUCUACAUACUGAGU